Messenger RNA from Acanthoscelides obtectus, 1383 nucleotides. NCBI's taxonomy places the organism in Eukaryota, Metazoa, Arthropoda, Insecta, Coleoptera, Chrysomelidae. The record is from the annotation of a GenBank genome assembly.
CUUGUCACGCUAGGGAACAUGUACUCCAUAAUCAAUAUUUGCCGCAACAAUCGUGAGGAAUUCCAAGCGAACCGUACAAAAACAAAUUUUAAUAUUUUUCCCACUUCGAGAUACAGUUGCAUCAUUAGCGAUUAGUGCAACCAUAUGCGAGUAUAAAUAUUAAUUCUACUCAAACAUCUCAUCAUUGUUUGGUAAUUCCGAAAUCAUGAUUUUUCGAUACAUUCUGUUUCUAAGCCUCGUCGGUGUGGCUCUGCUGAAAAAUUGCAAGAAAAGUGUGACCACAGUGAAUGGAAAGCAGAAUUUCUGUAAUGGCCAAUUGAUUUUUGAAGAUAAUUUCAACAGUUUGGACACAAAAAAGUGGCAGCCAGAGAAUACUCUGUCGGGUGGUGGGAAUUGGGAAUUUGAAUGGUAUAGCCCUGACAAACGCAACUCGUAUGUACAGAAUGGAGUAUUGCAUAUAAAACCGACCUUGCUGGCUGAUGAAAAGGGUAACGACUUUUUGUACAAAGGAACAAUCACCAUUCCAGCUAACCAAUGUACUAACGCUGCAGAUUAUGGCUGUUCUCGAACAGGAUCUGCUAACAACAUAUUGAAUCCAAUAAAAAGUGCCAGAUUACGCACAAUUAACUCGUUCUCAUUCAAGUUUGGCACGCUUGAAACUAGAGCUAAGACACCAGCUGGAGACUGGUUAUGGCCAGCAAUAUGGUUGCUACCUAAAGCAUACAAAUAUGGUGGAUGGCCCAGAUCUGGAGAAAUAGACUUACUAGAAAGUCGUGGAAACAAAAAUCUUCAAAACCCAUCUGGAUUGAACAUAGGUACCCAACAAGUGGCUUCGACUCUGCAUUGGGGACCUGACGCCAAGAAUAACAGAUUCUACAAAACCCAUUACGAAAAGAACAACGCUAAUGGCUAUGACACAGGCUUCCACCUCUACAAAGUGGUAUGGACUCCAAACGACAUGACUUUCUUCGUGGACAACCAACAAAUCGGCAAAGUGGUACCUCCUCAAGGUGGCUUCUGGCAGCUUGGUGACCUGGCACGCACUGGACUCAAGAACCCAUGGACUAAUUCCAAGAUGGCGCCGUUUGACCAAGAAUUCCACAUCUUGAUCAACCUCGCCGUUGGAGGUACUACAGGUUAUUUCCCUGAGGGCAUGAGGAACCCAAAACCCAAGCCAUGGAAGAAUGGCUCUCCGACAGCUAUGAAAGAGUUUUGGGAAAAGAGGGGGGAUUGGCUCCCUACUUGGAAUAUGAAAGGGGAUACCAGUCACUUGCAAGUGGAUUAUGUGAAGGUGUGGGCGUUGUAAAGUGUGUUGUAAUGUAAUGAAAUAAAUUAUUGAGUUAAGUAGGUUGAUUGUUAUUGUUGAGGUUAUCGUUAUACUUA